Molecule: messenger RNA, 646 nt
Organism: Strigops habroptila (Kakapo)
Lineage: Eukaryota; Metazoa; Chordata; Aves; Psittaciformes; Psittacidae
Product: cathelicidin-B1-like
Exons: 4
Coding region: 1-570 (189 amino acids)
Biological process (GO): defense response to Gram-negative bacterium; defense response to Gram-positive bacterium; antimicrobial humoral immune response mediated by antimicrobial peptide
Cellular component (GO): extracellular region
Molecular function (GO): lipopolysaccharide binding
Source: RefSeq, a predicted model, not a curated record
AUGAGGCUGUGCCAAGUGCUGCCGUUGCUGCUGCUGGGGCUGGCCAGAGCCACCACGCCGGGGCCGAAUGGAUCCACACUGGGAUCGGCUGGAUCCAUCCCAGCCUAUCCAUCCCAGCCCAUCCCAUCCCUGCCAGGACUCUGGACCGUGAGCUAUGAGGAUGCCGUCUCGGCAGCCGUGGACCUGCUCAACACAAGGGUCGUCACUCCCUAUGUCCUGCGGCUCCGGGAGGCGCAGCCCCAGCCUGGCUGGCCCGGUGACCUGCAGCGCCGGCAGGAGCUGAGCUUCACCGUGGAGGAGACCUCGUGCCGGGCGCCGGGGAUGGCCACUGCCGCCUGCAAGAGCCGCUGGUUCGGGGCAGUAAGCUGGUGCCGGGGCUACGCCUUCCUGGAGCAGCAGCAGCCCGUGGUGGAGCUGUCCUGCGAGAAGAUGCCCAUCAAGCUCGGCCUGAUCCGGAAAUCCGGGGUCAAGGACCUUUUUGGCAGGAUCAAGGAGCGUUUCAAGGGCUUCUUCCAGUGCAGCAAGAUCUGGAUCCGCGACAAACUGAACCUGAAAAAACCCAAAUCCUGAGCGGGUGACACCGCGUCCUCCCUACGCUGUGCCCCCCACCCGGGCGCUCCGCUUCCAAUAAACAUCCCUGCAAUGA